Molecule: messenger RNA, 2346 nt
Organism: Daucus carota subsp. sativus
Lineage: Eukaryota; Viridiplantae; Streptophyta; Magnoliopsida; Apiales; Apiaceae
Product: probable aspartic proteinase GIP2
Exons: 3
Coding region: 176-2212 (678 amino acids)
Biological process (GO): proteolysis
Molecular function (GO): aspartic-type endopeptidase activity
Source: RefSeq, a predicted model, not a curated record
CAUAUUAAGGUUUCGUCCAAUGGCUGCUGCGUUUUACAAGUCAUUAGAUACUAAUUUUACUUGGCUUGGUUGCCACAAAGACUAGUAUAUAACUGCUAUGACCUUCCACAGCUAACUGCACCUUCCAAAUCUACAACUACAUACUCCUGUCUAAUUAGCAUUUGCAACCUGCAAGAUGUCUUUGUCCAUUUUCUUUCAAUUGGCAUUACUUUGUUGCCUCCUUUCCCUAUCAUCAGCCAAAACGGGCAGACCUAGCCAUCCUAAAGGCCUCAUUUUUCGCGUCUCAAAAGACCCUUCCACGCUCCAAUACACGACACAAAUCAAACAGAGAACUCCUCUGGUUCCUGUCAAACUAACCAUAGAUCUCGGAGGUCAAUUCCUCUGGACUGACUGCGAAAAAGGCUACACCACCUCCACAUACCGACCUGCCCGUUGCAACUCAUCCCCGUGCUCACUUGCAAAAUCAGGUAAUUGCAUGACCGAGUGUUACUCCCCUGCUAGGCCCGGUUGCACCAAUAAUACAUGCACUCUCUUUCCCGACAAUGUCAUCGCUCCCAUUGCCACAACAGGAACCCUGGGGUCCGAUGUCAUCUCAGUCCAGUCUGCACUCGAUGGGACACACGUCACAAUAUCAAAAUUCUUGUUUGUCUGCGGCUCCACCUCUCUGUUAGACAAACUCUCUACCGGUGUCACUGGCAUGGCAGGCCUCGGAAGGACUAACGUCUCAAUGCCUUCCCAAUUUUUCAACACAUUCAACUUAAAAAGAAAAUUCGGAGUGUGCUUGAGUCCAUCAAACGGGGCUAUAUUUUUCGGAGACUUUGAUUCUUCAACCGCGCCACUCACUUACACACCACUUCUCAUUAAUCCUAUAAGUACUGCAAGCAUAGUGACUGAAGGCGAAGUAUCAGCUGAUUACUUCAUCGGAGUUAAGUCCAUCAGGAUCAACCAAAAACCCAUCCCUAUCAACACUAAACUGUUAUCAAUCAAUGCCACUCAGGGCAGUGGCGGAACCAAACUCAGCACUGUCCAUCCAUACACAGUCUUGGAAACUUCAAUCUUCAAAGCAUUAGUAAAUGCAUUUGUAAAAGAACUGAACGUGCCUAAAGUUCGAUCCGUGGCACCAUUUGGUGCAUGUUUUAGCUCCAAGAGCAUUGGCUCUGUCUACACGGGUCCAGCCGUGCCGACGAUUGAUCUAGUGCUACAGAGCAAGGAUGUGUACUGGAGGAUCUACGGCUGGAACUCGAUGGUUGAGGUUAGCAAAGAUGUGAUGUGUCUGGGAUUUGUGGAUGGAGGGAAUCCGACAACUUCAAUCGUGAUCGGAGGGCAUCAAGUGGAGGAGAAUCUAUUGAAGAUUGAUGUUGAAUCUUCUAGAUUGGGAUUUAGCUCACUCGUGUACAGUAAGCAGAUCUGUGCUAACUACAACUUCGUGGCCAAGUCUUUUGGUUCUUUGACUCAAUUGCUUCUGCCAUUUCCCACAGCACUCUACGUUUUAGUGUGCUCAAUCUUCGCAUAUUUCAUUACUGAAAAUGGCAUUUUUCAUCCAUCACCAUAUUCGCUUUUGCUUAGUAAUUGUCUUCUUAUUCUUUUUGAAGUCAAAAGCUCAGAAUUAAUCACUACCCCACUUGUUACUAAUCCUCAAAGUACUGCCCCUUUAUACGCCGUAGGUGAACCAUCUAAAGAAUUCUUCAUAAACGUUAAGUCUAUUGUUAUUGAUGGCAAGCCCGUCGAGUUCAACUCUUCCCUGCUAUCCUUCGAUAAAGAAGAUGCAGGGGGUACUAAAAUCAGUUCCAUUACCCCUUUUACCUACUUGGAGACUUCCAUAUUCAAGGCUCUGGUAAAUGAUUUUAUGAAAGCUGCUGCACUCAGAGAGAUGAAAACAGUAGCUUCUGUGGCGCCAUUUGGAGCAUGUUUCAGUUCUCAAACUAUUGCAAAAGGCCAAACGGGACCUGUAGUCCCGCUUAUAGACCUUACGUUGCCAGACAACCAGCGGUGGAGGUUUUAUGGUGGCAAUUCAAUGGUGCCUCUAAAUAAGGAGGUGAUGUGCCUUGCCUUUGUGGAUGCAGGGUAUAAGCCAAACCCGAAAACAUCUAUUGCGAUAGGAGGGUAUCAAUUGGAGAAUUUUCUUAUUGAGUUUGAUAUCGACUCAUCAAAGCUGGGAAUUAGCACUUCACUCUUGCUUAUGAAUACAACCUGCUCCCAGUCUCGACUCUGAUAUUGAGCUUGGAAAAGAAAAAUUGUUGGGUCUUAGGGUAAUCUGGAACUGGCAAGUCGUAUGUUUUUCUUGUUUUGUUUGUCUAUGACAAUUGGCUUUUGUCUAACAAUUAACAUGAUUUGAGUUAAAAACAA